CCUAACCAACCGUUCUAAGUUUUCUUAGCUAGGUAGCCUUUUAAAAUGCCCGAACUCAAAACGCUUCUUUUUCCAAGAUGGCGUCGAUGAAGGAUAGCGAUACCGGCCUGUGGCUCCAUAAUAAACUAGGAUCAACAGACGAACUUUGGGCGCCUUCUAGUAUUGCUUCACUCCUCACUGUUUCAGUUAUCGACAAUAUACGGUUGUGUUUUUCGAGUUUGUCGCCUCCAGUAAAGCUAAAAAUCUUGCUCGGGAUGCUGCAUCUUCCGAGGCGGACUGUUGAUGAGAUGAAGGAGGCCCUAUCAGAGAUUAUCCAGCUGGCCACGGUGGACUCUGAGCCCUGGGUACUGAUGGUGGCAGAUAUCCUUAAGUCCUUCCCAGAGACAGGCUCUCUCAACCUGGACCUGGAGGAGCAGAACCCUAACGUACAGGACAUCUUGGGCGAGCUCCGGGAGAAAGUGAGUGAGUGUGAGGCAUCGGCCAUGCUCCCUCUGGAGUGCCAGUACCUGAACAAAAGCGCCCUGACCACCCUGGUGGGCCCACUCACGCCCCCCGUCAAACACUUCCAGCUCAAGAGGAAGCCCAAGAGCGCCACCCUCAGGGCAGAGCUGCUGCAGAAAUCCACAGAGACGGCUCAACAGCUGAAGAAGACAGCGGGAGUGCCUUUCCAUGCAAAAGGAAGAGGCCUGGUCAAGAAGAUUGACACCACCACACCCCUCAAGGGGAUCCCCAAAGCCCCGUUCCGCAGCCCCACCACCCCCAGUAUGUUCAGCCCGCCGAGCAACCGCACACCCAUAGCCCCCGCACGGACGCCCCUGCGCAAGGAGAGGGGAGUCAAGUUGUUAGACAUCUCAGAGCUCGAUAUGGUGGGAGCUGGUAGAGAGGCAAAGAGGAGAAGAAAGACUUUGGAAACAGAGGCUGGGGAGAAAGCUGCCAAAGAGGAGGCUGUGGUGGAGAACGCUACACCAGACUAUGCUGCUGGACUGGUGUCUACACAGAAACUGGGUGCGUUGAACAACGAGAGCGCCCUGCCGUCUACGAGUUACUUGCCUGCUACUCCCAGUAUGGUCCCCUCCUCCUCCUACAUUCCCAGUUCAGAGACGCAGCCAGCGAAUGCGGGCGGUUCAGGGCGCGACGCCCUGCAGUCGGGUCGACAGCCUGAGGAGUCGGCCACGCCCAGCGCUGCCGCCACCACCCUCCCCGGCCAGUUCAAACAAAGGACGCCCAUGUACAAUGCCGGCAACACGGCCGCCAGCCCCACCGCCCCCGCCUCCCCCAGCACGCCAGCCAGCACCCCCGCCAGCAGCAACGGCCCCCCAGCUGCCGCCAUUGCCACGCAGCCUGAGACCCCAGCCACACAGCCCCCCGCUACCCCCAGCCCAGCACGCCAGCCCAAAAAGAACCUCUCGCUCACUAGAGAACAGAUGUAUGCUGCUCAGGAAAUGUUCAAGACCGCUAACAAGGUCACCAGACCAGAGAAAGCUCUCAUCCUGGGCUUCAUGGCCGGAUCCAGAGAGAACCCGUGUCCGGAGCAGGGCGACAUCAUCCAGAUCAAGCUAAGCGAGCACACCGAGAUCCUGCCCAAGGCGGACGGCACGGGCAGCACCACCAUGCUGGUGGACACGGUGUUUGAGAUGAACUACUCCACAGGACAGUGGACCCGCCUCAAGAAGUACAAACCAAUCACCAACACCUCCUGAGGUGGCUGCUGUCCUGCCUGCCGGGACUAAACACACACAUAUACACAUUUACCUACACACACAGGCCAUAUCCUACUCAGGUGGCCAGGGACUUGUCAUACUCACACACUUGUGCAAAUACACAUGGGCCAAAUCCAGCCUGUGAGAGGGGCUGGGGCGUGAGGGAACAGAUCCCUCUUUCUCAAAGUUCCUUCAUUGCCAAAAGGCAGGGACCCUCAAGACUCAUUUCCGUUGGUUCGUUUUUCUUUUCUGUUUUAGUUAUGUCCCCUCAGAUUCCUGAACAUUUGUGUGUUAGAAGAGUCCUUAUACCUUCUUUUCAUAAGAUACCUGUCAAGACCUGCUUUACCAUGAAAAGGUACAAGCAUGCCACAAAAUAUUACAACUGUCUUGUGUUUUUUCAUUGUGAGAAUGACGUUUACUGUAUUCUUCCUACUUCGUCUGAGAAAAUGUAAGAAACUAAAGAGCCCAACCCAUCAGUGAAAAUGUGACGGAGAGAGGGAUGAUGGGUUUCCUUUUUGCUGUGAAAUUCUGUUUUGAAAAGUUCUGGAGAAUGUCUCGUUUUUUUCCCCAUCCUUACCAAGAAGGGAAGAAAAAUAAAGCGAAAAAUGUUCCGA
This is a messenger RNA of Oncorhynchus masou masou (cherry salmon), 2314 nucleotides long. RefSeq names its product negative elongation factor complex member A (gene nelfa). Gene Ontology annotation, biological process: negative regulation of transcription elongation by RNA polymerase II. Gene Ontology annotation, cellular component: NELF complex. NCBI's taxonomy places the organism in Eukaryota, Metazoa, Chordata, Actinopteri, Salmoniformes, Salmonidae. The record is from RefSeq and is a predicted model, not a curated record.